Cricetulus griseus (Chinese hamster) is the source of this 1720-nucleotide messenger RNA. The record is from RefSeq and is a predicted model, not a curated record. NCBI's taxonomy places the organism in Eukaryota, Metazoa, Chordata, Mammalia, Rodentia, Cricetidae.
CAACUAGCCACAGACUGACUGGCCUCAAUCAACAUGUCUUCCAAAGUUUCCCCCACAGGCACCAAAGCUAAGAGCCAGCACCAUGUAAGCCAGCUGCUACAGCAGCAGCAGCAGCAGCAGCAGCAGCAGCAGCAGCAGCAGCAAGAGCAGCAGCAAGAGCAACAGCAACAGCCUUUGCCAGAGGCCAAUGCUGAAGCCAUCAGUUUCCUUAACUCUUUCCGGCUGGAGGAACUUCUGCUGUUCUUCCCUGAGACCCUGGCCAUCGUCUCAGACACAGGAGAACCUCAGGGAGAGCUGACCAUCGAGGUGCAGAAAGGGAAAUAUAAGGACAACCAGGGCAUCCUGACCCACUGUCUAAUGGUUCAUGCCUUUAGCAGAGGCUUCCUGGAUAAAUCACUGUGUGGAAGCUCCCUCCUAGGCUACCUAAGCAAUGAUCUGGAGUUAAUGGAGCAGCACAGUCACGAGUUCAUCAAGUUUCCCAUCCUCCCCAUGGAACGGAAGAUGAGUAUUCUGAAGCAGGAUGACCAGAUGGUUGUGACCAGAAGUGUCAAGGAGGGUGAGGAAACGAAGACCGGAGUCUCUGUUUUCCCCUGUGAAUCACUUAAGGGCUUUGUCUCCAGUAUUGCUAAUCUGGUGCUUCUGAGAGUGAUGGCUUGGCGGCAGUCAGUACCCAGUGGUGCUCGCUUCCUGGCCUUGGACACAGAGGGCAAACUAUGCUACUGCACCUAUCAAUCCCUGGGCUUCCAGACAAUUCAAGUGGGCCACCAGCAGGCUGAAAUGUUCAUCGUGGAACAAACCAUACACUCUGAAGAGGGCAUCCCCUUCUCCUGUCAAUUCUACUUACUCUCUGAUGGGCACCUGGCUAAGAGAGUCCAGGUGGGCUCUCCAGGGUGUUGUAUCAUCACCAAGAUGCCCCUCUUGAGGGAAGAGGAUGUGUUUGAGCCUCCGCCCAAGUUUGAUAAGAAGCCCCUGGUGUGGGAGGAAGACCUGGAGCUAUACUCGAAAUUCCUGAACCGGAAGGAGCAGCUGCGCCUCAGCCACACCAGCUACCUACGGCAGCACCCCGAGGCCCAAGCGCUCAUCUCCGACUUCCUGCUCUUCCUACUGCUCCGCCGGCCGGACGACGUGGUCGCCUUCGCAGCUGAGCACUUCGGGCCCUUUGCGACGCUGCGCCCUCCGAUCCCUGCCCUACGAUCCUCACACCGGCCAAGCCCUUUCCGGCCGCUGGAGGAGGAGGAAGAGGAGGAAGAAGAGGAGGUGGAAGAGGAGGGGGAGGAGGAAGAGGAGGAGGAAGUAGAGGUGGAAGUAGAGGAGGAGGAAGAGGAGAAGGAGUACUAUUACGCCGAUGACUACGACGUUGAUGAAGACAACGUCGAAGAAAGCGACUAUGUCUACGACCAAGAAAGCGACUACGUCAACGACCAAGAAAGCGACUACGACUACGACUACGACUACGACGACCACUACUACGAAGAAAGCGUCAUCUAUGAUGACGAAAUCGAGGAGAACGAGGAGAAUGACGACAACGACCAGGGUUUGGAUCUGGAAAAGGACUAGGCAGACAGCUAAGAGCGAGAGACAGGGACUGGCCGGGUCGGGUAUCUUGGCUGCGGGGUUCAUUGGGAGAUAAGCAGGUUCCUUUCCCCGGUGCUACCCUGCCAGCAGGGACUGUCUCUGGCUAGUAUCUCUUGUCAAAAAUGCGAAGCUGUAUCUUUGUUUA